Cheilinus undulatus (humphead wrasse) is the source of this 3270-nucleotide messenger RNA. It is a transcript of the gene eif3c, whose product is annotated as eukaryotic translation initiation factor 3, subunit C. Lineage: Eukaryota; Metazoa; Chordata; Actinopteri; Labriformes; Labridae. The coding region runs from base 161 to 2944 and encodes 927 amino acids. Gene Ontology annotation, molecular function: translation initiation factor activity; RNA binding; translation initiation factor binding. The transcript is spliced from 23 exons. Gene Ontology annotation, cellular component: eukaryotic translation initiation factor 3 complex. The record is from RefSeq and is a predicted model, not a curated record. Gene Ontology annotation, biological process: translational initiation.
CGGCGCACUUCCUUUCCUGACCCAAGUGCCCGGCAAGGCUGCUGCACGCCUUUAAUUGUGGCCGCUGUACAGCAAAACUGGAUUUUAUAACGAGUCAAAGGAGACAAACACACCAGAAUUUUUUUUCUACGAGGACGUAGAUUGACAGCCUCCUUCAGAAAUGUCCCGUUUCUUUGCCACCGGGUCUGACAGCGAGUCAGAGGAGUCCUCAUCCGCUGAUGAGAUCACCCCUAAAGCAACUGGAACUACUUUCAAGCAGUCAUUGCUUCUCAGUGACGAUGAAGAGGACACAAAGAGAGUGGUGCGCAGCGCCAAAGACAAAAGGUUUGAGGAGUUGACCAACUUCAUCAAAACUAUUCGCAAUGCUAUGAAGAUUCGUGAUAUGGCCAAAUGUCUGGAAGAGUUCGAGCAGUUGUGUCGAGCCUUCCUCAAAAGCAAGAAUAUCGUGGACAAAGAGGGUGUUCCUUCUUUCUAUAUCCGCCUUCUAGCUGACUUGGAGGACUAUUUGAACCAGCUUUGGGAGGACAAAGAGGGCAAGAAGAAGAUGAACAAAAAUAAUGCAAAAGCCCUCAGUACACUACGUCAGAAGAUCCGCAAAUACAACAGGGACUUUGAAACUGAAAUAGCUGCAUACAAAGAGAACCCACAGGAGUCUGCAGAUGAAGAGGAAGAGAAGGAGCCGGGAGAUUCUGGCUCAUCCUCUGAAAGUGAGGGAGAUGCAGGUGAUGAAGGAAUGUCUGCUAAGUCUUUUUUGAAGAAAAAGCCGGAGCCCACUGCAGAUGCCAGCAAGUUCCUCAAGUCUGCCAAGGGAUCUGGGGAUGAGUCCUCCUCUAGUGACGAUGAUGAUGAUAUAGAGUGGGGAUCAGACUCUGUCGACAGCGGCAGUGAGAGCUCGGAUGAUGGCGAUGAGAAGAGCUCUUCUUUGGCUGUGGUUUUCCUGAAAAAAGCUCAGGACACUGAGAAGCCGAGUGAAAAGAGGAUCGGGAAGAGAAAGAAGCCCAAGAAGAAGGAGCGUCUUGAAGAGGAGGCAGAAGAGGAAGGAGGAGAGGAGGUGGAGGGAGGCUGGGAGAAGGUGAAGGGAGGAGCUCCUAUGGUCAAGGAAAAGCCCAAGAUGUUUGCUAAAGGCACUGAGAUCAACAUACCAGUGGUGGUGAAGAAGCUGAACGAGAUCCUGCAAGCUCGAGGCAAAAAGGGUACCGACAGAGCCGCCCAGAUCGAGCUGCUCAACGCUCUGGCAGCCAUCGCCGCAGAGAAUGACCUAGGCCAAGGUAUCAUGGUCAAGAUCAAGUUUAACAUCAUUGCCUCCUUAUACGAUUACAACCCCAACCUGGCUGCUUUCAUGAAGCCCGACAUGUGGAAGAAGUGUCUGGACUGUAUAGAUGAGCUGCUGGACAUCCUCUUUGACAACAACAACAUCUUCAUCGGGGAGAACAUUGCAGAGGACAGCGAGAACCUGGCAGCCUCAGAGCAGCCCUUCAGGGUUCGUGGCUGCAUCCUUACACUGGUUGAGAGGAUGGAUGAAGAGUUUACCAAGAUCAUGCAAAACACAGAUCCGCACUCACAAGAAUAUGUGGACAAUCUGAAAGAUGAGGGACGAGUUUGUGGCAUUGUGGACCGGCUGCUCGGUUACAUGGAGAACAAGGGCAGCACUGAGGAGAUCUGUCGCAUUUACUUGCGUCGGAUCAUGCACACCUACUACAAGUUUGACUACAAGGCCCACCGGCGCAGCCUGGGCCUCCAGGGAGAAACCAAGUCUGAGCAGGACCAGGAGGAGAGCGAGGGGGAGGACAGCGCCAUAAUCAUGGACCGUCUCUGCAAGUUCAUUUACGCCAAGGAUCGCACCGACCGUAUCCGAACCUGCGCCAUCCUCUGCCACAUCUACCACCACGCUCUGCACUCCCGCUGGUACCAGGCCCGAGACCUGAUGCUAAUGAGCCACCUGCAAGACAACAUCCAGCACGCCGACCCGCCCGUACAGAUCCUAUACAACAGAACCAUGGUGCAGCUCGGCAUUUGUGCCUUUAGACAGGGCAUGAUCAAAGACGCCCACAAUGCACUGCUGGACAUUCAGUCAUCUGGACGCGCCAAGGAGCUGCUGGGUCAGGGUCUGCUCAUGAGGAACAUGCAGGAGAGGAACGCCGAGCAGGAGAAGAUCGAGAAGAGGAGACAAGUGCCCUUCCACAUGCACAUCAACCUGGAGCUUCUGGAGUGUGUGUACCUGGUGUCGGCCAUGCUUCUAGAAAUCCCCUACAUGGCUGCACACGAGUUUGAUGCCCGCCGCAGGAUGAUCAGCAAACAGUUCCACCAUCAGCUCCGAGUGGGAGAGAGACAGCCUCUGCUAGGACCCCCAGAGAGCAUGAGGGAGCAUGUGGUGGCAGCUAGCAAAGCCAUGAAGAUGGGAGACUGGCGCACCUGCCACUCAUUCAUUAUCAAUGAGAAGAUGAACAGCAAAGUAUGGGACCUGUUUCCUGAGACACAGCGAGUCAGAGAGAUGCUUGUCAGGAAGAUCCAAGAGGAGUCACUGAGGACUUACCUGUUUACAUACAGCAGUGUGUACGACUCCAUCAGCAUGGAGACCCUGUCUGAGAUGUUCGAGUUGGAGAUCCCCACAGUUCACAGCAUCAUUAGCAAGAUGAUCAUCAAUGAGGAGCUGAUGGCAUCGUUGGAUCAGCCCACACAGACGGUAGUGAUGCACCGCACGGAGCCCACCUCUCUACAGAACAUGGCUCUGCAGCUGGCUGAGAAACUGGGAAGCUUGGUGGAGAACAACGAACGCGUCUUUGACCUGAAACAGGGCGUCUAUGGAGGUUACUUCAACAGAGACCAGAAAGGUGGAUACCAAAUGAAGCAAUCCUACCAGAGAGAUCAGAAAGGAGGCUACCAACAGAAACAGGGCGGCUACCAGAGAGGUGGCUACAGGAAUCAAAACCAAGGAAACUACUGAGCUUGGAUUAUUACGAUUUCCCUCCUGUCUCCUGAAAGUAGUCUUCAUUCCAUAACAACAGCAUCAACAUGUGUGUCUGUGCGCUGCACUUGGCUGUUCUCCUUCAUUUGACUCCAAACAGCUCUCUGCUGAUCCUGAACAUUGUGGCAGUGUGGGCCAUUAUUACUGCUACUGCAGAAUGUUUUAUGGGUAGAGUUUUGAAGGUUGUAUUGAGUAGCGGUAGAGAUGAAAGCAUUGCAGCGUGUCCGGCUUGGAGCAGUAGUCCAGGGACAGACAUGUCAAGUAUUGUUAAAUUACACUUAUCUAAUAAACAACAUUAAACAGUG